AUGAGAACUAUUUUUAACAUAGUACUUACUGAGCCAAUGAAAUUCCCUAUUGAAUCUUCUAGAAGUUUAGUGCUACACAAUGCAUUAGCUCUGAGGGCACAAUUUAAUGGAUACUUGGGUGCGCAAGAUUUAAGAAUUAUGUCAAUGACUGAUCCGGCUAGGAGGCAACAAAUAUACACACUGUCUCAGCCUGGUGGACACCCAAGGAAUUGGAACAAUUUAAUGGAGCAAUGCAUCAGCAUAAUUAAUGACUUCAGUAAGGAACUAGAUGCUGUCAAUGGAGAUGGAAAAUUGAAUGAAGCAGAGGCAUCCAAACUAAAAAAUGGAAAUGCAUCAACAAGUAAUGGAUUCCAAUUCUCUGGAAAUUUGAGGAAUAUGGCACAAUCUCCUAAACUGAAAGAACUUAAGGAUCACAAUAAGAACAAUAAAGAAGACACAUUUGUAAAUGCUGUCAAAGAUGAUUUCAAUUCGUUUGUUCAGAAACUUUGUCAAAAACCUGGUAUUAGUUACUUGUUUGGAGAACUUACUGAUACUAAACUGAAGUUUUUGUUGAUGCAAGCUCAGCCUGUGAUGUGGACUUGUGAAGGUUUAGCCUGUAUUGCUGCUGCUUCAUUGAAUGAAGACAAAUAUGGAGUGGUUCAGAAUGAUUUGCCUAUUGUUAUAUCAACCUUGAUUAACCUGAAACAAAAUCUAGAUAAAUUGACAAAACCGGGCCUGGUGCCUAGGAAGCAUAUUUUGAAUGAUAGUUUUGCCAUUAAAAUGAAGACUGCCCUGGUCUCAUCAGUGAAGAGAAGUAUUUAUAAGAUUGCCAUAACUUUUUCCAAGUACAUUCAUGAAAUACCCUUAGAUCCUGAUAUCCAAGUAGCAUUACAGCCAUUUUUGAUGUGUAAAGAAGCAUGA
This is a messenger RNA of Spodoptera exigua (beet armyworm), 900 nucleotides long. Lineage: Eukaryota; Metazoa; Arthropoda; Insecta; Lepidoptera; Noctuidae. The record is from the annotation of a GenBank genome assembly.